Molecule: messenger RNA, 3804 nt
Organism: Melanotaenia boesemani (Boeseman's rainbowfish)
Lineage: Eukaryota; Metazoa; Chordata; Actinopteri; Atheriniformes; Melanotaeniidae
Product: protein Hook homolog 2-like
Exons: 23
Coding region: 169-2304 (711 amino acids)
Biological process (GO): cytoskeleton-dependent intracellular transport; cytoplasmic microtubule organization
Cellular component (GO): cytoplasm; centrosome
Molecular function (GO): dynein light intermediate chain binding; microtubule binding
Source: RefSeq, a predicted model, not a curated record
GUGAAACGCGAAGAAGGUAGGGGCAGCAGUGGGAGGCCGUGGUUGGAUAAUGUCUGACGUGGAAGAAGGUGUCAGGACUGAGUUACCAACUUCUUGGCAAAACACGUCGUAACGACAACCUUUGUCGCCUCUCCGUGAGCCGCCGCGGUCUCCACAGUGCACAGCAGAAUGAGUCUGGAUAAAGCAAAGCUGUGUGACUCUCUGUUGACCUGGUUACAAACGUUUCAGGUUCCUUCAUGCAACAGCAAGUACGACCUAACAAAUGGUGUGGCCAUUGCACACGUACUGCACAGAAUAGACCCCUCUUGGUUUAAUGAGACAUGGCUGGGCAGGAUCAAGGAGGAGAGCGAGGCCAACUGGCGCCUCAAGGUCAGCAACUUGAAAAAGAUCCUUAAAAGCAUGCUGGAAUAUUACCACGACGUGCUCGGUCAUCAGGUGUCAGACGAGCAUUUGCCCGACGUGAGCCUCAUAGGAGAGAUGGGAGAUGUCACUGAACUGGGCAAGCUGGUGCAGCUUGUACUGGGCUGUGCUGUGAGUUGUGAGAAGAAACAAGAGCAAAUCCAGCAGAUUAUGACACUUGAGGAGUCAGUCCAGCAUGUUGUGAUGACAGCCAUUCAGGAGCUGUUAGCAAAGGAGCCUUCAUCUGAACCAGGAAGCCCAGAGACAUAUGGGGACUUUGAUUACCAGUCCAGGAAGUAUUAUUUUCUCAGCGAGGAGGUCGAUGAGAAGGAGGACCUGAGCCAGCGCUGCCGAAACCUUGAACAACAGUUGUCUCUGAGUCUGGAGGAGAAGUCGUCCUUACAGGCGGAGAUCGGCUCCCUGAAGGAGAGGCUGAGGCUGUCCGAUUCUCUGGACGCUUCCACCAACAUCACCGGCAAGAAGCUGCUGCUGCUGCAGAGUCAGAUGGAGCAGCUUCAGGAGGAGAAUUACAGAGUGGAGAGCAGCAGAGAUGACAUGCGAGUCCGGGCAGAGAUCCUGGAGCGCGAGGUGUCCGACCUGCAGCAUCGAAAUGAAGACUUGACAAGCCUGGCACAGGAGGCCCAAGCCCUCAAAGACGAGAUGGACAUUCUCAGACAUUCGUCCAACCGGGUCAAUCAACUUGAAGCUCUUGUGGAGACGUACAAGAGGAAACUGGAAGAUCUGGGAGACUUGCGCAGACAGGUGCGCCUCCUGGAGGAGCGCAAUACUGUGUACAUGCAGCGCACCUGCGAGCUAGAGGAGGAGCUGCGGAGGGCCAACGCUGUCCGCAGUCAGCUGGACACCUACAAGAGACAGGCUCAUGAGCUUCACACCAAGCACUCAGCAGAGGCCAUGAAAGCUGAGAAGUGGCAGUUUGAGUACAAAAACCUUUAUGACAAAUAUGAUGCACUGCAGAAAGAGAAAGAACGUCUGAUCUCAGAGAGAGACACACUUCGGGAGACAAAUGAUGAACUCCGGUGUGCACAGGUCCAACAAAGGUGUCUGAGUGAAGCAGGAGAAUUGUGUGAUGGAGGCGUCACAGUGGGAAACCUUGCUGCAGAGAUUAUGCCCACUGAGCUCAAGGAGACCGUGGUACGUCUGCAGAGCGAAAACAAGAUGUUAUGUGUUCAGGAGGAGACCUACAGACAGAAGCUGGUGGAGGUUCAGACUGAGCUGGAAGAAGCUCAGCGCAGCAAGAAUACUCUAGAAACUCAGAACAGGUUGAACCAGCAGCAGAUCUCAGAGCUGCGUUCUCAAGUAGAAGAGCUCCAGAAAACACUCCAGGAGCAGGACAGUAAGAACGAGGAUGCCAUCUCCUCCUUAUUGAAGAAAAAGCUUGAGGAGCAUCUAGAGAAGCUCCAUGAAGCCCAUUCAGACCUCCAGAAGAAGAGAGAAGUCAUUGAUGAUCUGGAGCCCAAAGUGGACAGCAACAUGGCCAAGAAGAUAGAUGAACUCCAGGAGAUCCUUCGAAAGAAGGACGAGGACAUGAAGCAGAUGGAAGAGCAGUACAAACGCUACGUGGAGAAAGCCAGAACGGUGAUCAAAACUCUGGAUCCCAAACAGCAGCCGGUAACUGUGAGUCCUGACAUUCAGGCUCUGAAAAACCAGCUGACAGAGAAGGAGAGAAAAAUCCAGCAUCUAGAGUACGACUAUGAAAAGAGCAGAGCUAGACACGACCAGGAGGAGAAGCUCAUCAUUACUGCGUGGUACAAUAUGGGUCUAACACUACAUCAGACGGUGUCUGGGGAGAGACUGGGUCCCUCCAACCAGGCCAUGUCUUUCCUCGCCCAGCAGAGACAGUCCACAAACGCCAGGAGAGGCCUGACACGACACCUCCCAAGAUGAAACACCCAGGCAGGACGGAGAUGAAGUGUUCCACUUCAUCUUAUCUGUCUGCAUCUCUGCCUUUAACUGCUUCAGUGGAUCAGAUUUUUUUUUCUCAUGCUGCUGCUGCCCCCUGCUGGCUCUCUGCUGUAUGACAACGUUGAUUUUAUCUGCAGAGCCUCAGAGGACGAGGGCACUACUGAGCUGAACAGAAAUGACAGGAACAGAUGUAAAUGAGGCUUUCUCACCUUUUAAGGUGACUCGUAGUUCCUCUGUAGCUUCUGGGAUUCACUCCUGAUUCUUAAAAUGUCCAAAUUUGAGAUUUUUUUUAAAUAUAUUUUCAAUCUUGGGAAGGAAGAUGGAAGCAGUUUAAAGAUAGUAGACCAGAAGUGCAUUUGUAUGAGUUUUGCAAUUACUACUGAAGACGAUAUGAAGCAACAUGAGCUGUUUAUACCAACAGAUACAGCAAAGAACAAGACUUUAAGGUAUUUUUAUUUGAUUUCAUGUAUUUUGUUUUUUGUAAAUUAGGAGUUUGAGAUUUCUUUUUGGAUUUGAAGGAUCUAGGUAUACAUCAUCGUCAGUCGUAAUUUCUUUUGUCUUUGGUUUGUACUGUGAAAAUGAUGGAUAUUACAUUUUAGAGAACACCAAAGCACUUUUUCUCAGUGGAAGGGUGGGUUUGUUUAGUGCCUCAUAUACUUUCUUUUUGGAAGAGACUGAUUUGAGAUAUUUGCUGCUUAAACACCCAUUUUUUCUCAAAAAUAGACUUAAAGCUGACACUACAAGUUUAUGUAAAUUUUUUUCCCUCAGCAUUUAUCUCAUUUGUUGUCUAAAGCUGUAAUUAUGACUUGAGAAUCUUUUUUUUUCUUUUUUCUAAUUCUCCUCCCUCUUUCCAAAGAUUGAAACAGGGUACGUGGUUGUGAGUUGAACUUAAUGCACGCACCACUUUAGACUGAUGGUUUACACAACAGUAAAAACAAUGUGAAACAGGCCUUUGUGAUUAAACUAAAAACAGUGACUCAGCUAGUGGCUGUUGAACUGGAAGGAGUCGUGUACAUCAGUGUAGCUCUGGAAUUCACGGUUUGCUGACAGGAAGUGAGACGCAGAUAAAAAAAGCUUGAGCACAUUUUAUCAAACACUACAUCUGCCUUUAAUCACUACCUCUAAUUUUGUUUUUAAAACAAUCAUUUUUGUCUAUCCCAUAUCAGAGCUGCAGUUUUGUGACUUGUAUCUCCCUGCAAAUGUUUUGACCUAAGCAGACCUGAAUCCUAAUGUGUGCACACAUUUUUCUACGUAUCUUUCAUUAUUUUAAUCUGUAUUUAUGGUGUGGAGUCAUAACUGUAGCACAUUUGCAUGGCGUGACAAAGGUUUUUGGGUUUUUUUUCACUCUUUGUGUCAUACAAAGGUCUAGUAGAUGAUGGCAUGCUGCUGAUGGCACAGGGAUCUAAUGCAAGUUAAGAUUUGUAAUCCUGUCUGUUCUACUUUUGCACAACAAAUAAAUGGGAUCUUAAGAUAAACAUGAAA